Cercopithifilaria johnstoni is the source of this 597-nucleotide messenger RNA. Lineage: Eukaryota; Metazoa; Nematoda; Chromadorea; Rhabditida; Onchocercidae. The record is from the annotation of a GenBank genome assembly.
AUGGCUGGUCAGAGAUAUUCAUUUUCGAUACCCAAAUCAGCGGCUAAUAACAGUCAUGCAAUUAUAUAUUUUUUACCAAUAAAUCAAACAACAAAAAUAUCGAUCAUAGCAAAAGCUAAUACAAAGGAAGAAUUUUACAAUAUUAAAGCAAAGACAGAAAAGAAUUCCUCAAUUUUUGCAUAUUAUGGAUCCGGUGAUGAAUUAUCGAUGAAUUUAUUCGGUGAUAAUCCAUUCCAAGUGAUUAUUGCUUUACAACAAUUGCUAAUAAUUCAUGAUACUUCAAAUACUAAACGUCGUAUAGAUUUUGGUUGUACAAUGGCAGUACCUGUAUCGCAAAUUGUUUGCUCAAUAGAAAAACCUGAAAAUUGGUAUGAUAUGCAUUAUCUAUUUGUUGCACAACGUUAUAAUUAUUCGGGUUUUUUCACGAUGACACCAUCUGAUAGAAAUUGUCCAACAUAUUAUGCAGAUUUUUUCCCAAGAAAUGGAUCAAUGAUUGAAAAGCAAAAACGAUUAACAUUUGAACCGCCAACUAUGCAACAUUAUUUUCAACUAUCUGCCGGAAAUUUCUCCGAUUUUUCAACAAUUCGUUGCAAGUAA